UAAAUGAGUUUUGUUAGCAACAAAAGGCAAUACAGAAAUAAAACAAAAUGGAGGAGAGCAGAGUGAUAGUUGAGUUAGGUGAAAGUAGGAAAAAAUAUUGUUAUGUCAAUUCACUUUCAUCAAGAGAAAUGGAAUCUCUAUCAGCUAUUUGCGACACCUUCUUGCCUUCACUCACCACCGCCACCUCCGCCGAUACCUUUUUCCAGUCGUCUGCUUCCAUGGCCGGAACACCUCAACUCAUUGGAGGGCUAAUAAGUGAAAGAUUGAAGCACCCAAAGAAGUGGUUAAUAAGGUUGGGGCUAUGGAUGCUGUCAACAUGGAUUGGGACUUUCAUUCUCUGUGGGCUACUUAGCAUCUCAACCCAUUUUCCCUAUUUUCACACUUUCUCUCAACUCUCCCAACAUCAAAGGCAAAAUAUAUUGCUUUCUUGGUCCCUCAGCUUUUUUUAUCCUCUUAGAAUGCUUUUCAAGGCCCUCAAACUUCUCACUCUACUUGUCUUCUUCACUCAGGUAGAUGAGAACCUGACAUGGAAAGCUAUAGACUAUCCUGGACCUGACCCUCAAUUCAAAACAUUGGAUGAGCACAAACAAAAGCAAUCAGAAAUGUUGCUUGGACCUCUUCACAAAGGACUUGUUGACAUGACACUUCCAAGAGACAUCGUUGCUAACUCCCUCCAGCGAAUCGGAUUCUCUGCCUUUGCUAAUGACACGAAAAAGAAACAUAAACCGUAUUCUCUGGUAAUCCGAUGCGAUGCUGUUGUCGUGGGUUCUGGUUCAGGUGGCGGCGUCAUUGCUGGUGUUCUUGCAAAAGCUGGCUAUAAAGUUGUCGUUCUUGAAAAGGGAAAGUAUUUCGCUAGAAACAAUCUUUCGCUUCUGGAAGGGCCUGCAAUGGAUCAAAUGUACUUAUCUGGUGGUUUAAUGGCCACGGACGACAUGGGAGUUGUAUUACUCGCUGGCUCUACUGUCGGUGGAGGCUCGACCAUCAAUUGGUCAGCCUCUAUUAGGACACCGGAGCAUGUGAUUAGCGAAUGGAGUAAUGGCUGCGAUCUUGAGAUUUUCGACAGCAAGUUAUACAGAGAGGCAUUAGAUGUUGUGUGUGAAAAAUUGGGUGUUCAAUCUGAAAUUCAUGACGAGGGAUUCAAUAAUGCGGUUCUGCGAAAAGGGUGCGAAGAAUUAGGUUUUCCUGUCAAUACCAUACCAAGAAAUUCAUCACCGGAUCACUACUGUGGUUGGUGCUGUCUUGGCUGCAGAGAUGGAAAAAAGAAAAGUACCUGUGAGACAUGGCUAUUGGAGCUGGUCAAAUCCAAUAAUGGUGCAAUUCUUCCAGGGUGUGAGGCCAUUCAGGUUUUACAUAAGCAGAAAAGAGGUAGUAAUCGAAAAUCAGCCACCGGGGUUGUUUGUAGAUAUGAACGUAAAGGAAUACAAGAGUUGUGUUUGGUUGAAUCGAAGGUGACAGUCGUUGCCUGUGGCGCUCUCAGCACUCCGCCAUUGUUAAAAAGAAGUGGACUAAAGAAUCGUAACAUUGGAAAAAAUUUACACCUGCAUCCAGUAACAAUGGCGUGGGGUUAUUUCCCUGAAGAAAGUAAGAAAAGCUAUGAAGGAGGAAUAAUGACAGCAAUGUCGACUGUCGUAGCUAAUUAUGAAAAAUCCGGGUAUGGUGCGGUCAUACAGACUCCGUCGCUGCACCCUGGUAUGUUCUCCAGUUUAAUGCCUUGGGUUUCUGGAGUUGACAUCAAAAUGCAGAUGUGCAAGUUCUCAAAGACAGCCCAUAUAUUUGCAUUGGCAAGAGAUAAGGGAUCAGGAACGGUGAAUUCGACAAGCUCAAUCAGUUAUCAAAUGGAUGAAUCCGACGAGAAAAAUCUACAGAAUGGAAUAGAGAAGAUUUUAAGGAUUCUUGCAGCAGCGGGAGCAGAAGAAAUCGGAACACAUCACUGCACCGGAAGAAAGUUGAAUGUGAAAAAAGCAAGCUAUCGUGAAUUCGAGAAGUUUAUAAAAGAGGAGAGCUCGCGGCCUAUGAGAGACUUAUCGACGCAGAUAUGUUCCGCCCAUCAGAUGGGGAGCUGCAGGAUGGGGGUGAAUCCGAACGAGUCGGUAGUGAAUCAGAUGGGAGAAACAUGGGAAGUAGAAGGACUGUUUCUGGCAGAUACAAGUGUAUUUCCAACAGCUUUAGGUGUUAAUCCUAUGGUCACAGUUCAAGCUAUUGCUUUUUGCACUGCACAAUCUGUUCUUGAAAUUCUUAGGAGAAAAAAAUGUUAAUUUGUAAAUGAUUAUCAAAUCUCUUUACACA
Mercurialis annua (annual mercury) is the source of this 2286-nucleotide messenger RNA. RefSeq names its product long-chain-alcohol oxidase FAO4A. NCBI's taxonomy places the organism in Eukaryota, Viridiplantae, Streptophyta, Magnoliopsida, Malpighiales, Euphorbiaceae. The record is from RefSeq and is a predicted model, not a curated record. The coding region runs from base 48 to 2255 and encodes 735 amino acids. Gene Ontology annotation, molecular function: long-chain-alcohol oxidase activity; flavin adenine dinucleotide binding. The transcript has 3 exons.